CUCGGAAAUAUAUCGAACAAAAUGGCUGCAUAGUUGAAAGUCGAAACAAGCAUAUUCGCAGAAUUAAUAAAUAAAAUAACUUAGAGAACGCAAAACUAUCAACUGAAAAUCUAGUUAUUGUGAAAAUCCAAGAAAAUUCUAUGCGAAUGUGAAUAAAUAUGAGUGGAACAGUGGUCGUAAUUUCAAUGUGAUUGAAAAUUAAACUUUAGCUGAGCAAGUGUGAGAAAGAAAGAAUGCGAGAAUACCAUAUAUGAGCGUAAAGUUCGAAAACCUAACGAAGCUGUGACCCCCAAAUAAAAUAUUUUCAAAUUGGCAACGCUGUCGCAAAACAAAAUGGCGAUUUUCGACAAAUGACUUGUGAAUGGAAAGCGAAGACGACGUGAAAAUUUUGUGUGCUGCGUUGGAGAAAAAAUUUUUUCAAUACCUGUGAAAAUAAAAUUUUAAUAAAGUGAAUUUUUUUUGCAAAUAUUUUACAAUAUCGUAGCAAAUUAAUAAUUAAUGUCAGCUAUAAGAACAAAUCAUAUGAGGAGCAUAGAAUAUCAUGAGCCAGGAACACAAUGAAUCCUUAAAUAGCAUAGGAUCGGAAGAAAACGACGAUACCCGCGAAGAUGAACACAACAAUGGCUCAGGAAGUGGCAGCGGUAGUUCGUCAGAAUCCGACUCCGAUUCAGACAGUUCAUCGUCAUCAUCUAAUUCAAGUGGUGGAGGACGUUCAUCACCUGAACCACCCGAUCGAGAUGAAGAGGAUGAUAAUGCCCGCGAUGGACAUAACAGUCAACAACAACAACAACACGAUUCUAAUUAUCGUCUUGAACAAGAAGAGAAACAAAAACAAUUUGCAGAAGCUGGACUUCCACCCUCGGCCAUUGAAGCUCAAGAUGACACAAAAACAAAUACAAAUGGCUAUUCAGACGAUAACGACAGCGGCAGUGAGAGCGGCAGCAAUUCUGAUUCUAAUUCAUCGAACGAUGAUGAUGACGAUGAUGAGAAAGCAUCUCAACAGAAUGACGUUAGAGGAAGAGACGACCAGGGCAAUCAUGAUGCAGAACAUAAACAACAAAACACUACCCAUAAUACAACAGGAACAUCGUUUACCUCGGCCACAACCGAUAACAAUACCUCACACACGACAAACGAUGAAGAUGAUUCCAAUGAUUCAAAUGAUUCCGAAGAUUCCAAUAGCGAUAAUGAGGAGACGCAAACAAGCCAGCCCAUGGUUACAGAUGAGACGACGACGCCGCCAACGACAGCGUCUGAAGCAAUAAAGCAACAACACAACAGCGAUGAAAACGAAGAUGAAGCUUCUGAUUCUGCUGAAUCUGCAAAAUCAUCAAAUUCUUCUGCGCAUUCCGCUACAGAGUCCAAUAGCAGCAGCAGCAGCAGCAGUGAGGACACCGAAGAAGACUAUCAACCCAAACGUUCUGCCCGCCAAGCUCGAAAGCCACAACCUGCCGCUGAAAAAUCCAAAAAGCCUUUGAAAAAGAAGAAGAGAAGUCAAAACUGGAAUUCUGACGAGAGUGAUGAAAGCGAUGAGGAAAGUGAAGACUCAGCGCCCCCACCGAGACGUAAGCCUCCAGCAAAACAAAACAAAGCGCAGAAAAGAAAUAAAAAAUCUUCUGCAAGUACAGACGAAAGUGGGGAGGACAGCAAAAGGUUUGGUACUCGUCGAGCUGCUGCCACUGUUAGCUAUAAGGAAGACACAGAUAAGACCGAUUCGGACGAUCUGGUAGAAAUCGAAUACGAUGAAAGUCAAGCAGAAGCGGCGGCUUUGGCAGCCGAAGAAGAUGAAAAAUGUGAGACCAUAGAAAGAAUUUUAUAUAAGCGACAGGGUAAAAAAGGUUGCACUGGCAAUCAAACCACCAUAUAUGCCAUCGAAGAGAGUGGCUGUGAUCCCAAUGAUGGCGUUGACGAAAACGAUUUGGAAAACACUGAAGUACAAUAUCUUAUCAAAUGGAAGGGCUGGUCUUAUAUCCACAACACAUGGGAAUCGGAUGCCACGUUGAAAGAACAAAAAGUCAAGGGCAUGAAAAAGUUGGAUAAUUUCAUCAAGAAAGAGCUGGAGCAGGUAUAUUGGAUGCGUCAUGCCGGUCCCGAAGAUAUCGACUACUACGAAUGCCAAAAGGAACUGCAAAACGAUUUGAUCAAAUCCUACAACAAUGUCGAUCGUAUUAUAGCUCGUAAUGUGAAACCAGAAGGUCCAGUGGAAUAUCUUUGUAAAUGGCAAUCGCUGCCCUACGCAGAGGCUACAUGGGAAGAUGGGGCAUUAGUUAUGCGCAAAUGGAAGCGUUGUGUCGAACAAUUUGAGGAACGUGAAAACUCUAAAUGUACACCAUCACGUCACUGUAAAGUGUUAAAGAAUCGCCCCAAAUUCUACAAGAUCAAAAAUCAGCCAGAAUUUCUCAGCGAAGGCUUGGUGCUUCGUGACUAUCAAAUGGAUGGUCUUAACUGGAUGCUGCAUUCGUGGUGUAAAGAAAAUUCCGUGAUAUUGGCCGAUGAGAUGGGUUUGGGCAAAACCAUUCAAACCAUAUGUUUUUUGUAUUCCUUAUUUAAAGUGCAUCAUCUGUAUGGCCCAUUUUUGUGUGUGGUUCCACUAUCAACAAUGACUGCGUGGCAGCGUGAAUUCGAUCUCUGGGGGCCAGACAUGAAUGUCGUCACAUAUUUGGGUGAUGUCAAGUCACGUGAAAUGAUACGUCAGUACGAGUGGACGUUUGAUGGUUCGAAAAGACUGAAAUUUAAUUGCAUUCUCACAACAUAUGAGAUUGUUUUGAAGGACAAACUGUUCCUGGGUACCUUGCAAUGGGCAGCAUUGCUUGUCGACGAGGCUCAUCGUUUGAAAAAUGAUGAUUCUCUUCUAUAUAAAUCGCUCAAAGAGUUUGAAACCAAUCACAGAUUACUUAUAACGGGAACGCCCCUUCAAAACUCGCUCAAAGAACUUUGGGCGCUUUUGCAUUUUAUUAUGCCCGAAAAAUUUGUCACAUGGGAAGAUUUUGAAUUGGAACAUGGCAAUGCGGCUGAUAAAGGCUACACAAAGUUGCAUCAACAGCUUGAGCCCUACAUAUUGAGGCGUGUGAAAAAAGAUGUUGAAAAAUCGCUACCGGCCAAAGUUGAGCAGAUAUUGCGCGUGGAAAUGACAUCACUACAAAAACAAUACUACAAAUGGAUAUUAACAAAAAAUUUCGAUGCCUUGCGAAAGGGUAAGAAGGGAUCGACGUCCACAUUUUUAAAUAUUGUCAUAGAGCUGAAAAAGUGCUGCAAUCAUGCCGCCCUCAUACGCCCUUCGGAAUUCGAAUUGAUGGGCAUGCCCCAAGAUGAAGCUCUGCAAACGCUUUUAAAGGGUUCGGGAAAACUAGUGCUUUUAGAUAAGUUAUUGUGCCGCCUCAAGGAAACCGGUCAUAGGGUGUUGAUAUUCUCGCAAAUGGUUCGCAUGUUGGAUAUAUUGGCAGAUUAUUUACAAAAACGGCAUUUUUCAUUUCAACGUUUGGAUGGCAGCAUCAAGGGAGAAAUAAGACGGCAGGCUUUGGAUCAUUUCAAUGCCGAAGGCUCACAGGACUUUUGUUUUUUACUCUCAACCAGAGCCGGAGGUUUGGGCAUUAACCUGGCGACGGCAGAUACGGUUAUCAUUUUUGAUUCGGAUUGGAAUCCCCAAAAUGAUUUGCAAGCGCAAGCAAGAGCCCAUCGUAUUGGUCAAAAGAAUCAGGUGAACAUUUAUCGUCUCGUUACCGCCCGCUCGGUGGAGGAACAAAUUGUGGAGAGGGCCAAACAGAAAAUGGUUUUGGACCACUUGGUCAUUCAACGUAUGGACACCACCGGUCGCACCGUCUUGGAUAGAGGCAGCUCAGGGCCUUCCAAUCAUACUCCGUUCAACAAAGAUGAUCUCUCGGCCAUUUUGAAAUUCGGAGCCGAAGAAUUGUUCAAAGACGAACAGGAAAACGAUGAAGAAUUAGUAUGUGAUAUAGAUGAGAUAUUAAGGAGAGCUGAAACUCGCAAUGAGGAUCCCGAGAUGCCGGGAGAUGAUUUACUAUCGGCAUUUAAAGUGGCAAGUAUUGCUGCCUUCGAAGAGGAACCAGAUGCUGCCACCAAGGAGAACGAGGCCAAUAGCCAAGCGGCCGAUGAAGAUGACACUAAGGAUUGGGAUGAUAUUAUUCCGGAAAAUUUUCGUAAGAUCGUUGAAAACGAAGAAAAAUCUAAGGAAAUGGAAGACUUAUAUCUACCGCCCAGAAGGAAAACCACCGCAAAUCAAGGCGAUAAAAAGAGUAAAAAAGGACAAGCCGAUGACAGCAACGAUUCGGACUACGAUGGAGGCUCCGAUGGCAGCAACGAUGCUGAUGGCAAAUCGAAGAGACGCGGCAGACCAGCUAUGAAGGAGAAGAUUGUAGGCUUCAAUGAUGCCGAGUUAAGACGUUUCAUUAGGUCAUACAAGAAAUUUCCUGCACCUCUUGAACGUUUAGAAGCUAUAGCAUGCGAUGCAGAGCUUCAAGAGAAGCCUUUGGCGGAGUUAAAGCGUAUUGGACAGAUGUUGCAUGAUCGUUGUGUUCAAUUUUUAGAGGAACACAAGGAUGAUGUCCCUCCUGCCGCUCCUGCAAAGAAACCUCCAAAUGAUCCUAAUGCUGCUCCCGAGGAUGCCGCUGCAGCAAAGCAAAAGCGUAGUCGUGCCACCUACUCAGUGAAAUUAGGCGGAGUUUCCUUCAAUGCCAAAACCCUACUUUCGUGCGAAGAGGAAUUGAAGCCGCUAAACAGUGUUAUACCUGCCACAAUUAAUGAAAGACUUGCCUGGUCUUUAGACGUAAAGACAAGACCUGCCAAUUUCGAUGUUGAAUGGGGUGUGAUUGAAGACUCAAAGUUGCUAUGUGGAAUUUAUCAGUAUGGAAUUGGCUCGUGGGAACAAAUGAAAAUGGAUCCUAGUCUAAAUCUUACCGAAAAAAUCCUACACAACGAUGAUCGCAAGCCACAGGCGAAGCAUUUGCAAUCAAGAGCCGAGUAUCUUUUAAAAAUUAUAAAGAAGAAUCUUGAAACCAAGAAGAAGGGUGCAGAGACUAAGAAGAGGAAACCCAGAAAGCAAAAAGAACCCAAAACAGCUGCUGCUGUAGGAUCCGCAGCGGCGCAUAGUGCCACACCCGAGCGAAAAUCACGCAAUGUAUCGGAGGGUGAUGAACUUUCUCAAACAGGUGCCGAUAGCACACCGGCACCCACAGAAAAGAAGACGCGUAAGGAACGUAAAGAAAGUUCAACCAAGGCGACGGUGGAUCCCGUAGACGAGGCAGCUUCAAAUGAUGUGGACGCAUCAAACACUUCCGCAACCACUGCAACCGCCAAGAAGAAAAACAAAACAUCGUCCAAAGAGAAAGAUGGAACUCCCAAGUCGUCAGCGAAAUCAAAAAAAUCUGCCACCUCUGAUUCUACAAACAAACCAAUGCAUUUUACGGCGAAUAACGAGCCGAGAGCUUUGGAAGUUCUGGGCGACUUAGAUCCCAACAUUUUCAAUGAGUGCAAAGAAAAGAUGCGACCAGUAAAGAAGGCUCUCAAAGCUUUAGAUCGUCCGGAUACCAGCCUCUCAAGCCAGGAGCAAAUAAAGAACACCCGCGAGAGUCUAAUGGCUAUAGGCAAGCAAAUAGAUGUUUGUCUGGAAGCAUACAGCAAGGAUUCCGAAAAGAAGGAAUGGCGGUCGAAUUUGUGGUACUUUGUUUCAAAGUUUACAGAAUUCGAUGCCAAAAAGCUUUUUAAAAUGUACAAGCAAAUGCUGAAAACGUCCGAAGGAGAGGCUAAACAAAAAUCACCUCCCGUUGCUAAAGCAAAAUCAAAUUCCGCAUCUCCACAGAAACGGCCAAAAGAUGACUCAUUAAACCAAAAUGGCAGUGAUGAGAAAAAUAAGUCUGCAGCUAAAAAGAAGAAAAAAGACAAGGAGAAGGAGAAGGAAAAAGAUGUCGAAAAAGUGAAGGAUAAGACUCGAGAUACUCCAAAAUCGGAUAGGUUUACUAAAAUCGGUAAUGCCAAUAAGCCUCCAGCAGCGGGUGGUGCUGCCAUGCAUAUGAACAAAAAUAAAAGGCCACAGCAAGCUGGAGGUGUUAACAAUUCGCCUAUGAAACGUAAGCGUGAAGACAAUGAAAGCGGUGCAGUUGGUGGCAUUCCCAAUGCUGCGGGUGGAAGUGAUUUGAAGUCGAUGUCAUUCAAACGUCUCAACAUGGAUGAACAGGGAAGAAACCGGGACGAUCGUAAAAAUCGCCAUCGAGAUGAUUAUUAUGGCAGUGGCAACAGUCACGAUGGCUUAAACACAAGUCGGGGUAGCAUAGGAAGUGGCAAUGGCGAUCGUCACAGUUCCAUGAAUUCACCCUCUACCCCCAAUAAUAGAAUGCAUCCCAGUAAUUCACGUUUACUGCCAGGCAACAAUCCAUCACCGUAUGGCGAUAGCAAUAGCGGCGGCGGAGGUGGUGGUGAUCGAUGGGGUCACAACCGGGACAGGUAUGGCGGUGGCAACAACGAUUACAACAAACGGGAACGUUAUGAUGGCUAUAACAAUCGUCCUGGUGGCUAUCAUCGGGAUCAUAAAGAUCGCGAUAGAGACAGACGAUUUGACAAAAGACGAUAUCCUCCCUCGCAUCCGCCACAACACGGUUAUGGAAAUCACUAUAUGGGCCCCAAUUAUUAUAUGCCACCAAAUGGAGGUGUACCGCCUGGUAUGGGAGGAGGGCCACAUGGUGGUUAUAGUGGAGCUGGGCGGGGUGGUGAUCCUCGUUAUAAUCACCCAGCUGAGUGGCCGCGUGAGUAUCCUCCCGAUUCCUACAGACGAGGCGCGGGUGGAGGACCAUCGGGAGCUGUCGGCGGCGGUGGUGGUCAAUCCGGACCGCCCAUCCCUUCGUCGAACAGUGGUGAUCGUCGACCACCACUACCACCAACUUCUCAAACAUAAUACUUACCAAAACAUCAACAAGACUAGACUUUUACAAAGAAAAAAAAAACAAAAA
Molecule: messenger RNA, 6959 nt
Organism: Stomoxys calcitrans (stable fly)
Lineage: Eukaryota; Metazoa; Arthropoda; Insecta; Diptera; Muscidae
Gene: Chd1
Product: chromodomain-helicase-DNA-binding protein 1
Exons: 10
Coding region: 542-6904 (2120 amino acids)
Biological process (GO): regulation of transcription by RNA polymerase II; nucleosome organization
Cellular component (GO): nucleus; chromatin
Molecular function (GO): chromatin binding; ATP hydrolysis activity; DNA binding
Source: RefSeq, a predicted model, not a curated record